Durotheca rogersii is the source of this 1184-nucleotide messenger RNA. RefSeq lists its product as uncharacterized. Lineage: Eukaryota; Fungi; Ascomycota; Sordariomycetes; Xylariales; Xylariaceae. The record is from RefSeq and is a predicted model, not a curated record. The transcript has a single exon. The coding region runs from base 360 to 1001 and encodes 213 amino acids.
AGGCAGAGAGUUGGCUUGCCUGGUGUGUGCGGGUGUGGGUGAUGAGCUGGCGCGGCGAGCUUCGAUCGUGAGAGCGAGUGCGCGUCGGUCUGGACAGCAAUGCCCGAGGGCCGCGACGGCCCUCUCCCCUCCCUGGUGGUAAAAGAUCGCGUUGCCCCAAUGUACGCCUGCCCGCGGGAAGAAUCCCGCCCGCCAAGUUGUCGUCUUCUUGCAUACAUCUGGGCAUGCUGGACUGUGUGGAUGCGCAUGCGUGUACGGACAUAUGUACACGCAUGCGCACAUACCUACAUGUGCGUUCUCUCCUGCCCCUACUCAGGCUAGGCGGAGGGAGGUAAGCAAGGAGCAAGUAGGAAGACAGGAUGUCUACCGUAGAUUUCCAGCAGCUGGUCCCAUCCCAGAUACCGUCUAUGUUCGGGGUGGAGAGCAGGAUAAUUCACGCGGCGUGUCGAGCGAGCGCGCGUAUGGCUCGCAGCUGGCUGCAUGGUCUGUCGGUUUAUUUACCGCCUACGCGUUCCUGGCUUUUUCUUUUUCUUGGCCAUUAUUCUCGCGGGCCACGUACCAUAUUUAUCUGUCUACCUAACUUGCUACAUACGCGCGUAUAUACAUACAUACGUGCAUGCGUACCUCUCCGUUUCCGCCUAGGCGCCGGUCGGGCGGCGGGCGGAGUAAUUUCACAUCAAGAGGCGGCAGGACGACCCCCGAGCCACGUCGGCGGCACGGUGAGGCUUGUCGCGGUGCGGUCUAUCACGACGCGCCAGGCUGGAUUCGGGCGAAGGUUGCGUAUUUAUGAUGGUUGUGGCUGUCGCGGUUUGAGAGCGAACACGAGACAACUUCCCCCUCCCCCCCCCUCUUCCGUUCUUCUCACCCUCCUGUCGACCUUUCCAAGUGCUUAUCUUGCUCACUGCGAACUCGAUGCUUUUUUCACUUUCAUUUUUCGAGGGCGCCCUGUUUUCAACCUGCGGAGGCGCCAUGCACACGGGCGCAUUGUGGUAACUGGGUAGAAAAGGGGGAGACAUGCAGGAAGAAUCUAUCGCCGACAUCAGAGCGGGAAAAGGGGGAAAGGGGGGUAGGAUAAGCCAGCCUGAAAGCUCAAGAAAUAGAGCGGGAGAAAUGCUACCCAAGAAAACUCCAGUAUGAUCAUCUCGCGCCGUGUUGAAUUUUCACGUGGCCAGUAUCAAGGGUAA